Messenger RNA from Beta vulgaris subsp. vulgaris (sugar beet), 2145 nucleotides. Its product is annotated as early nodulin-like protein 21. NCBI's taxonomy places the organism in Eukaryota, Viridiplantae, Streptophyta, Magnoliopsida, Caryophyllales, Amaranthaceae. The transcript has 2 exons. Gene Ontology annotation, molecular function: electron transfer activity. The record is from RefSeq and is a predicted model, not a curated record. Bases 1379 to 1981 code for a protein of 200 amino acids. Gene Ontology annotation, cellular component: plasma membrane.
GAUAUAUUUAGGUUAUGGGUUACAUGAGGUCGAGUGGGCAACUAGUCGGGUCGAUAGCAAGUCAGGUGAAUUAAGAAAUUAAAUUCCGGGAUCAUUAUAGGUGGUCAUAUCAUUAUUUUCGAGUCGAAUUGAUUUUGGGUUCUUCACAAGUUAGGUUCAUGUCGGUUCAGGUCUUUUUAUUUCGGAUGUGACACAUGUCAGAUAGGACCGGUUGCAAGCCGGGUUUGGUUCUUUGUAUAUGCCCAACCGUCUGUUCACUUUUCAAGUCGGGUUUGGUUCUUUGCAUAUCAGGCCCAACCAUAUAAUGAAAAUAGGUAAGAACUUUUCUGGACUGCCCUUGCAUAAGGCUCUCCACCCACAUACCCAUUACAAGCCGCACUUUGAUUUCUCACGCUUGUCAAUAGACUUAAUACACAAAAUAAAUGCUUUAUAUCUCUUCCCAAUUAAGUUUUUUUUUUUUUAAUUUUAGUUUAAGUUUUACAUUGAGAUAAUUGUUUUUUGAUAUUUAACAUAACUUUGGGUUUUUCUAUAAAAAUAAGUUUAUAUAUGGGGAAUGGGACAGAAAAAAUAAAAAAAUAAAAACAAAAAAUAUGUAACUAUCUAAUUAAUUUAAAAAAAAUAAAAAAGGCACAACAAAUUGAAAACAAUGAAAAAUCACAACAGAGUCACUUACUUCUCUCUAAGCUAAAUUUUUGAAAAAAAAUAAAUAUAUUCUUAUUUAUUGGGAUAAACUAAUUAAAAAUCUCUUAUUAAUAAAUGUAAAUACAAUUAAUUUUAUUUUAUAUUACAUAUUUUCACACGUAUUAUAAGGCUAGUAUAUACUAUAUUAAAGUUAAGGAAAACUUUAUUAUUUUAAAAAAAAUUAAGGGAAACUUUAUAUAUAGAAUCUAAAAUUAAUUGUAUUUACAUUUAUAUAUGUAAUAUAAAAUAAAAUUAAUUGUAUUUACAUUUAUUAAAAUCUAAGUAACUUUUUGUUGUUUUUUUUAAAGAUUUAAGUAUGUGAUUUCAAAGUAAUUACUAUAUGGAAAUUUAUGAAAAAAUAUCGAUUAUAUUCAAAGAUACCAAAAAAAAACCUUCAAAAACAAUAUAUUUUGACCAUGAUCACGUUCAAACCCUAUGUAAUUAGUCCAAACAACGUGUCAAUGAGCUUAAAAAACUUCCCCUCUUAACUCUCCCCACUUUCCCUCCACUUCCUCAUACUUUGACCAUAACACCAGUAAAAAUAACUACCUUAACCGCCAUUUUCUUUCCUCUAUAUAAACUUCAAACCUUAACUCACACUAACAUUUGCUGCUUUACUCCCUUCACUUCUUCUGCUCUAAACUCUGAAUUUUCUGCUCUAAAAAUCUUCUGAUCUUAUAAGCAAAAAAGAAAGAAAAUGGCCUCAUUUUCAGCAAUCAAACCUUUCAACUUUUCCUUCAUUUUGUUCAUCCUUUUCAGCUCUUUGGUUACCUUGCAUGUCUCCUGCUUUCAGUACGAAGUAGGAGGUAAAAGAGGAUGGAUUAAGCCCGAUGGAAGCGAGUUCGAGACUUACAAUGAAUGGGCAGAGCAAAACAGGUUUCACAUUGGAGACACUAUUAAUUUCAAGUACACAAAUGACUCUGUGCUCCUGGUUGAAAGAGAUGCGUAUGAGGAUUGUGAUGUGCACAACCCAAUCUUGAAAUUCAAUGAUGGAAACACAGUUUUUGAGUUUGAUAAUUCGGGUUUUGUCUACUUCAUAAGUGGGAAAACAAGCCACUGUCAAGCAGGUCAGAAGAUGAUCAUUCGUGUCAUGGUGCAAUCUGCUGCUCAUCACCCCACUGCAAGUACCCCUGCACCCUCUGUUGAAGGACCGAGUGGAGGCCGUGAUGGCGGAGAUGGGAUGAUUACCGACUCAUGGGGACCCAGCGCUACCAACUCCAGUGAUAUGCUGUCUGUCACAUCUUGUUUUCUGACGAUGUUCAUGGGUGUCGUGGUCGUGCUUUACCUAUUCAUGGAUUAAGGAAGUUUUUAGCAGUUAGGGUUAAUUUUUAUUGCUUUAGAACUUUAGGGUAUAUUUUCAGUUUUCUUUGAUUCAUGUUGUUCUUAGAUUGAGGAAAUUUGUUUUGAUUUAGUACCAUUGAACUUUGAUAAUGAUUUUAAUGCUUGUUAUUGUCUCUUUUUUAA